AUGUCGCUAGUUCAUACCAUGCUCCCACGGCUGCCUUCUGCAACGGCCAUUCUGUUGCUCACCUCUAUUCUUGCGCCAGCCAACGCCCACGUGCUACCUCGCCAGACGUUGACGAUUGACUACCGCCAACUCGACGUCCUCCCGUACCCGCCGCUACCAACUGCCGCUUCGCUGUUGCCUUACGACCUGCUGAGGAGGCAAGAGGAGAAUACGAUAUGUGGCUACGUCGGCGGCGACCCUGCCCUUCCCGCCACAUGCUCGGCCGGCUCGCACUGCGUUGUGGACCAGGGCGUAGGCGCCAUCGGAUGCUGUCCCAACGGCGGCGGCGCAUGCACGACGGGUGUCUUUACCGGCUGCGUUGACGCCAACAGCGGACCCCAGACCGAGCUGAACCCCUAUGUCUUCACUUGCGUCGGCUCCGACGUUUGCUACAGGAACACCUUUGAGGGCGGAAACUUCCAAUACGGCUGCGGCUCCGCCUCGGACAUGGCUGCCACCGUCGUAGCUACCGCCUCCGGCGUGACGGCCCUGCCUGCACUCGAGACCGUUUCGGCGCCCCUAACGGCCACGCCUAGCCAGCUGUCCGAGCCUACGACGCUCGGAUCUCUCGGCGUCGUCUUCAACGUCGACAGACGACUCGUCUCUACCUCGGCAGCCGCUGAAUCCUCUACCGCCUCUGGCGAGCCUGUCACGGAAGCGCCAGAUGCGUCUUCCUCAGGUGGUGUCAACAAGACUGGGGCCAUUAUCGGAGGCUCCAUCAGCGGCGCCGCCGUACUCAUCGGUCUGCUUGUCGUUGGUCUCUUCUGCUGGAAACGAAAGCGUGGCAAUAAGCGCCAAGGACCUGGUCCCAAGGAGAAUAUUCGCUACAUUAGCCCCAUGACCGGUGCCUCUGGCUUCGCUCCCAUUGGAUCUGGUCGAGACACGUACGAGCAGGCCUACAUGCCAGGCCAAAAUGGCAAUCAGACGACCAUCAUCAGCAACAAGGGCAUGGCGCAGCCCGCCCAUCAUCCCACGGCCGAACUCGACCAGCCGUUUGGCUAUGGUCCCUCGGGCGAGGUCGUUCCCAUGCGCGCAACGCACAACGCCCAGGGCGGCAGCGGCAAUGAUGACCAGGUGCCGCUGACGCAGGAGUACGACGAAUUCUCACGUGGUUUAAACGAAGCUCUGACGCGCAUCGACGAGGAGGACAGCCGGCCCGCGACGGCCGUCAACAAUAGCAGCAUGAGCGGCAGCGGCAACGCCUUCACCCCAUCCGCCGAGGACGAGGCGGACCUGUCGCCAACGCGACGCUACGUCCGAGGGAACGGCGGCGGCCCGCUGUGGCAGCAGAACCGCCAGCAGAGCAGCCGUAACAUGAUGUGGAUGUAA
Molecule: messenger RNA, 1368 nt
Organism: Verticillium dahliae VdLs.17
Lineage: Eukaryota; Fungi; Ascomycota; Sordariomycetes; Glomerellales; Plectosphaerellaceae
Exons: 3
Coding region: 1-1368 (455 amino acids)
Source: RefSeq, a predicted model, not a curated record